This is a messenger RNA of Aricia agestis (brown argus), 514 nucleotides long. RefSeq names its product general odorant-binding protein 56d-like. The record is from RefSeq and is a predicted model, not a curated record. Bases 43 to 444 code for a protein of 133 amino acids. The transcript has 4 exons. Gene Ontology annotation, molecular function: odorant binding. Gene Ontology annotation, biological process: sensory perception of smell. NCBI's taxonomy places the organism in Eukaryota, Metazoa, Arthropoda, Insecta, Lepidoptera, Lycaenidae.
CAUGUUACACCGGCCACAGUCAACAAUCUGUGAGCAACAAACAUGAAGACUUUAGUAGUACUCGCCAUCUGCUUCGUGGCCGCUCAGGCGCUGUCGGACGAGCAGAAGGAGAAGCUGAAGAAGCACAAGUCGGAGUGCCUCGCUGAGACCAAGGCUGAUGAGCAGCUCGUCAACAAACUCAAGACUGGAGAUUUUAAGACAGAGAACGAGCCCCUGAAGAAGUACGCGCUAUGCAUGAUGACCAAGUCCGAGCUGAUGACCAAGGACGGCAAGUUCAAGAAGGAUGUGGCCCUCGCGAAAGUGCCCAACGCGGCUGACAAGCCCGCGGUAGAGAAGCUGAUAGACACCUGCCUGGCCAACAAGGGCACCACGCCGCAGCAAACAGCUUGGAACUACGCCAAAUGCUACCACGAGAAGGACGCCAAGCACUCAGUGUUCCAGUAAACUCGAACAUAACUCCACCCUAACUGCCGUUACGAAUUUAUUAUUCUGAUAAAUUAAAAUUUUGCAACAA